AUGUCCACUCAGAUUUACAUCUUCUUUGUAGAAAAUAGGAUUUCUGCUCAAUCGGUGACAUUCAGCGAUAACUUAUUAGACAAAGAAAAAAUUCAUGAUCUCAUUUUAAAAUCUUUGCUAGGUUUACAGGCUUCAAAAUCUUUGUAUAGAGCAAGCCGCUGCCAUUGGGCUAACAAGCCAGCGUCUGUUGUUGUAUUAUUUCCGAAGGUCCAAUGCUCUAAAGAUCUGCCACCAGUCAUUGUUAUAGCUGAAAAUACAAUCAAUGCUGAUUUCAUGGAAGAUUUAAUCAAGUAUUGUUUAUCACUACAUGAGGAAUACAAAAUCUCACCAUAUGUACUUAUUUUUUUGACUGGAGGAUUUUCAGAUGAAGAGAUCAAAUCUAAAUUCAAGGUGGAAAACAAUUCUUUUAUGAUGGAAGCAAAUUGUAGUUUUUGGUCAGAUAAUUGUUAUGUAUUAUGUAAAGAAUCUAUUGCUGGUUUUGUCAAUGAAUAUCCAAUGCAAGAAUUUAUUGCAUUAGCUUAUUGUAUAGUCGACACAGAAAACAGUCUAUACAGCGAUGACCCAAUUGUUAAAUAUUUUGUUAAUUUGGGCAAAUAA
This is a messenger RNA of Cokeromyces recurvatus, 597 nucleotides long. RefSeq lists its product as uncharacterized. The record is from RefSeq and is a predicted model, not a curated record. NCBI's taxonomy places the organism in Eukaryota, Fungi, Mucoromycota, Mucoromycetes, Mucorales, Mucoraceae. The transcript has 2 exons. The coding region runs from base 1 to 597 and encodes 198 amino acids.